AUGGACAUGUUCAGUGCUCCGGACAGGAUUCCAGAGCAGAUUCGUAUCUUUUUCAAGACAAUGAAGCAGGUGGUUCCAGCGAAGGCCGUUUGUGGAAGUACCGUGCUGGAUGUGGCACACAAAAACGGCGUAGAUCUUGAGGGUGCCUGUGAAGGAAACCUAGCAUGCUCGACAUGCCACGUAAUUCUGGAGGAGCCCCUGUACAGAAAGCUUGGAGAGCCUUCCGACAAAGAGUACGACCUCAUAGACCAAGCAUUUGGAGCUACGGGCACCUCUCGGUUGGGAUGCCAGCUGAGGGUCGAUAAGAGCUUUGAAAAUGCAGUGUUUACAGUUCCCAGAGCAACAAAAAACAUGGCCGUGGAUGGGUUCAAGCCCAAGCCCCAUUAG
This is a messenger RNA of Encephalitozoon cuniculi GB-M1, 387 nucleotides long. RefSeq names its product adrenodoxin. NCBI's taxonomy places the organism in Eukaryota, Fungi, Microsporidia, Unikaryonidae. Bases 1 to 387 code for a protein of 128 amino acids. Gene Ontology annotation, molecular function: 2 iron, 2 sulfur cluster binding. The record is from RefSeq and is marked provisional. Gene Ontology annotation, cellular component: mitochondrion. Gene Ontology annotation, biological process: P450-containing electron transport chain. The transcript has a single exon.